Podarcis lilfordi (Lilford's wall lizard) is the source of this 36670-nucleotide messenger RNA. Lineage: Eukaryota; Metazoa; Chordata; Lepidosauria; Squamata; Lacertidae. The record is from the annotation of a GenBank genome assembly.
GGACAGGAAGGGAAGAGGAAAAAAAAAAUCAAACGUCGGACACCAAUUUCUAAAUAGUUGUUCCUGCAAUGACCAUCUGGCACAGUGGGCUUUUAGCAAAGUUGGUGGAAUGAGCCCUACUUGAGCUGUGCACUCAUAAAAUGUUAUUCACACGUAACAUUCAAGUGUAUGCAAUCACUGGAACUGCACAGUUAUUCCUAUGUUCAAGUGUAAAGCCUGUGGAUACCAGUUGAGCUGCAAUGUUCUCAUGUAAUUUUCCGCAGCAAGAGUAUGAUCUGUGUGCGCUGCGGCUGUGGACACCGUAGCCGAGCUGUGCAAAUCUACAAAGGGAAUCUUCCUACGUCACACUCAAUGAGCGUCUAAUCUGUGUACACAAAUGUCUGAGCGUCAGCCAUCCCCGCCCCACGGCUGGUCCCUUUGCUGGGGGUGUUGCUAGGUCCUUAAAGGACUUGGGGCAGGGUCCCUUGCAACUCUGUAAUUCUGUCAUUUUUGGCAACAAAAAAAAAAAGGAGUCAUCGGAGAAAAAAACGUGUCUGGGAAAAAGGCACGCCAAUUGUGGACCAUAUAACUGAAUGGGCGGGAGGUUUGGGUGCGGGGGGGGGGAGAGAAGGGCGGAGACGCGAGCAUUCCAUUGACAGCAAAGUCGCGAGCGUUCCAUUGACGGGGGCCCGCCCCCCGCGCUCUAGAGAACCAGCCCCGCCCACACCCGUCUCUCCCGGCAUGCCCCGCGGCGAGAGAACCUCGGCGGAGAGGUCUGCGAAGAGAGUGUGUGUGUGUGUGUGUGUGUCUCUGUCCGCGUGAAAACGAAGAAGAGCAUUGUGGGGGAGAAAAGCGAGGGCGGGGCCUACCAGAAAACCCGCAUCUAUAAAUAGGCUGGUGGGAGUGGGGCGGAGCUUCCCCUUCCCAAUCCGAGGAAACGGGGAAAGGGGCGUGGAGGGAGGAGAGCGAGAGGAGAAAGAAAGGCGAGCCAGCCAAUCGUCGGCCGCCUCUUUGGCUGUCUCCCUCCGCCAGUUGGUCUCGCGCCGCUCAGUUGCCGGCUGCUCCCGCUCGCGUGACGACGACGACGACGACGCUGCUGCUACUGCCGCCGCUCCUCUUCGCCCGCCGCCGUCUCGCCCUGCUGCCGAGGCUCCGUCGCCGCCUGCGCUCGCCCACCGCCGUCGCCGCCGCCUCCAUGGCCAACUACAUCCACGUGCCGCCGGGCUCGCCUGAGGUGCCGAAGCUGGACGUCGUCGUGAGCGAGAGGGACCCCGCUUCGGGGGCGGGAGGCGGCGGCGGCGGCGAUGGAGAAGGAGGAGGAGGCGGGCCCGGCUACCGCCGCGGGGCCCUCCGUCUCCUCAGCCAACUGAGGCCCGCCUGGAAGCCCGAGGAGGUGACGCUGAAGGUAACGGCUGAGGCGAAGCGGCGGAGGGUGGCUGUGAGGGGGGGAAAGAGAGAGAGAGAAGCGGGAGGAGGAGGAGGAGGCAGGUUGUGGGGAGGGGGAGAGAUGGCGGGCAGCCAUUGUGGCGAGGCGAGGCGAGGGAGGAGUAGGAGCGGCGGCGGCGGCGGCGGCUCUGUCUUUCUCUUUCUGUCUCUCCUCAGCGCUUCCCUCUUGAGGGGGAGAAUGAGAGAGGAGGAGAGAGAGAGAGAGGGAGAGAGCGGCUCGGGCAGCCUCGGCUUCCAUUCAGCUCGCGCAGCCCGAAGGAGGAGCAGGCAGGUUGGGCGUGCGCGCUGUGCCCGUGCGGUUCCAACUCGUACAUGGACUACACGGAGGCGCGCGCUCACACGCGCACGUUUCUGUGCAAGGCGGACGAGUCGGAACCCGAGCCGUGUUCUAAUUAUAGAGCUGGGGGGGGAGGGGGUGCGUGCUCGUAUGGCGUGAUACGCCUGUGUGUUAGAGAGAAGGAGAGAGCGCUUAUAUUCUAGUAACAGCUCAGACGAUACACGAUGGGGAGGAGUGUGUGUGAGAGAGAGUGAUAUGCCUGCGUGUAGUGUAUGUAUGUGAUACAGGUGUGUGUGUGUGUGAUGCACGCAUAUUAAAUACAAGUGUGUAACAUCCUUGCAUGUAAUAUAUAUGUGCAUAUAUGAUAUGCCUGGGUUUAAUACAUGUGUGUGUAAUACACUUGUGUGUAAUAUAUAUAUGUGUGUGUGUGUGUGUGUGUGUGUGUUUAUGUGACAUGGUAGUAAUAUACAUGUGUGCUAUGUGUGUGAGAGAGAGAUACCUGUAGGUGUGUUUGAGCUUUUAUUCCAGCAGCGUAGCUCAAAGGAUGCAGAAUAGGGAGGAGUGCACAUGUGAUAACACCUUUGUAUCUGACUGAGCUUGUACUCUAUUAAUAUAGCCUGAAGGAUAUAGGGCAGGGAGUUGCGUGUGUGUUGGUGAGCUUGUAUUCUUGUAGUAUAGCCUGAAGUCUUAUGUGUACUUGUGGGUGUGUAUACCAUGCAUAUAGAGAAAGGGAGAAUAAGCUUUCCCUGCUCACCUUUCCUUAAAAAAACCUCACCUCUUGCUUCUCUCUUUCCACAGGGCUCAUCUCUUCUCUCUCUUGCUUCCCCCUCCCAACCCUGUUUCAUGAGGUUAUGAUUGUUUUAAAAUGGGAUCCACCCUGAACUGAUUUGUGCAAAAAUCACACAUAAAACAUGCUAGUUCGCAGGAAGAGGAAAAUGGAACAAGAGAGAUGGGGGGUAGGGCUGGGUUCCUUAGUAUAGGUUGCCAUGUAGGCUUUUGCAGUGUAUAGCUUGAGAGGCAAAGGGGUUGCCAUGUAGCAAGCACACAACAUCCAUACAAAUCUCAAUUGAGGAAGUCAGCAUUCUUUUAUCUCCUUGUCUUUCCAGAAAAACCAUAAGAAAAACUUGAAUUUCUCUGUCAAGUUUUAACUCAAAGGAAUGCUGGGAGGACAAUAUGUUCCUCCACCCUUUCCCCAAUGCACUUUUCUUUGUAGAGGGAUUUAAGCAUUACAAUAAUAAAGCAGCAGGAGUUGAGUGAAUACUCUUCUGUAUUUUCUCUCAGAGAGCAUAUUGUAGUUAUUCACGUUUUCCCCAAACAACAUUGUCCCUGUCAAAUCUUUCGCACUCUACUGAAUAAUUAAGCAUGGGGCAGCUUCAGGUUAUCACUUUCACCUCAAGGAAAGGUGUUAAUGAACUAUUGCAUUGAUGCAGCACAUAGGAAAUAAAGGCAAAACUUUCUGAAGGAAAGCCUGAAUAAAGUGGCAUAAGCUUGCAUACAACUAAGUUACACUCAGACCCACUGAAAUUAAUGAAUCUAAGUUAGUCCUAUCCUUUCAAUGGGUCUUCUCCAUGUAUGGCUAGCAUUAGAUAUAACCCCUUGUCUUCCUUUCUUGUCUCUCUUUCAAGUCUUUCAAGUCAGGGGCAACUUCAUCCUUCUAGCCAUUUUCUGCUUCAAAAUGGGUGUUUACCCAAUCUCAAAGAGGUUUUGCAUUGUAGUAAUAAACUUAGCAUGUUAAGUUGAGAAAUUGAACUAUCUAUGUUAAAUAGCUUUAUUUUGCACUUUGUGGUGUAUAGUUGCAUUGUUUUAAAGUGUGGGAGGGGAAGGGUUACAAACAGAAUAUAGCUGAUAUAAAACAUUAUACAAAUAUACCUUCUGUGGGUUAGCCAGAAAACUUUUUGGAGUUCCUUACUGCAAGAGAUGCAUUUAUAGUGAUAGCUUUAAAAAAUAUCUGCCCUGAAUCUCUUGGAUCGGGUAGGUUACAGGCAAACAGAUUUGACAGCAGAGGGUCUUGGCUCCUUAGUUGGUCUUAAUUUUGGGACAGCUUGUGGUCUUCAUAAAAGUUGCUUUGUAGCUGUUAUUUAAAAAUUUCAACAUUUGACUGGAUUAUCUUCCUGACAUGUGUGUUGCAGAGCUUAUUCAGCUUCUUGGUUAGGGAUGUUGAAGAUCUGUUUAUGCUUGCCAAUGUCUGUACUUCUAAAAAAUACACAUCAGUGAUGUAGGUUUAUUUGGGAAAUUUUCAGUUGGCAAUGAGAGAAAAAAUUUCAUGCCUUGGAGUGACUUAAUUUAGCGUGCCUUUUUAACAUGUAAUUAGUAAACAAAUCAUUAUUAGUUUUUUGUCCCAGUAUCUGAAACAUUUUAUAUUAGAGUAUUCACAUUUAAUGUGGUUUAAAUGUUUUUUAUUGGAAUGCUUAUAAAAAUGCAAAAUAGCAUGUACUGCUCAAAAGUUAAGUUGCUGAAACUUGUUUACACUAAAUUUAGCAACUCAAAGAACUCUGACUUGCUGAUGACAACUAAUCUAUUUCAGCAAAGUUCACUUCUUUUACACUUAGCUUCUCAGGGGCCCUCCAGUCUGAUGUCACUACAGGCACACACACCCUAUUACACAUAAGUGACUUGUGCACAACCGCAUAUAUGCAUGGUGCCAGGAAAUACAUAAAUAAAUAGGUAGAUUCAAACCAGGAAAUAGCAGGAGAGAGCUGGAAAAUCCUAGUUGUUUGCAAGGAGACCUUUCCUGGACUCUGAAGAGGACUUCAGUGAGGACAGAGGAAGCCCCAGAGAGACCAAAGAGAUUUGUUUAGGCUGUUCUGCCUCCCCGCCUAGCAGCUGAUUUGCACGGCAGCGCAGCAGCAGCCUCCCGCCAGCCCAAGAGCUUCAACUGUUGUUGAAGAGGGAGAUGUGUGGAGAGAAAACUGUAGAGCAGGAGAAAGGGGCUUUUAGAGGGUGCUAUUUACAUGGUGUUUAUUUAUCUUCACGGGCGCCCGGAACAUAACCCCUGCAUAAGUGGGGGGGGGGACGCCUGUACUAAAAUCUUUUAGCUUGGGAUUUCCUUUGACCUGCGCGGUCAGUGUGGUGAAUUCCAUUAAAAAGUGGAUUCUUUUUGUUUUGAUUUAUUUACUUAAAUAUUAUAAAUACUGCCUCUCUAAAUAUAUGUUGAAAGAGGUAGUGCAGUAGUAAAAUAAGAUCAACAGCUCUAAGCAUGUACAAUAAUUAAAAAUCAAUACAAUACAUAAUCAUCCAGAUAAACUCUUAUAAAAUAAGAUAGUUAUUAUUUUUACUUUCCCCUUUGCCUACAGAUCAGUGAUAUUUAUUCUGACAUGAUUUCUAGGGAUAAUCACCUAAAAACAUUAAUUACAAUAUUGUAUUUGUAGUUUAAAUUAUUACAAAUUAACUUAUGAAAUACGUUCAAAUAUUUCCAUUUGAAAAUAAAGCAUUAAAAAUUAUGUUUUGCAAAAAAUUUACCCCACAUCACUGACAGAGAGUAUAUAUUAUAAUUAUUAUUAUAUUUAUUUAUACUCCAUCUUUUUCCCUGGUAGGACUCAAGACAGUUUACAGAUAAAUAUUAGAACUGUUAAAAACAUAGAAAAUAAUCAUUAAAAACAAUUAAAUACAUAUAUAUCUUAACUCUAUUAAAACCAUAGCUAUCAUUAUAAUAAAAAUAGCAUGGCACUAGUCAUAUUAAAAACUGUCAGUUUCCAAAAGCCUGUUGGAACAAAGUCUUCACCUAGCUUCUCAAGGAGAGAGUUCCCAAGCCCUCUCCUUCAUUCUUACUAAUUAUGCCUGUGAGGGUGGUCUCAUUAGAAGGAGUAAAUAGUGGUUAAACAGCUUAAAUUUCAGUGGUACCUCGGUUAAAGAACAGUCCAGUUUACAAACAAUUCACGAACUCCGCAAAACUGGAAGUAGUAUCCCGGUUUGCGAACUUUACCUCAGUAAGAAUGGAAUCUGAACGGUGGAAGGGCACCAUUGGCGGGAGGCCUCAUUAGGGAAAGUGCGUCUCGGUUUAAGAAUGGUUUCAGUUUAAGAACGGACUUUCAGAACGGAUUAAGUUCAUAAACUGAGAUACUGCUGCAUUAGUUUUGGCCUAGGGGCUAUGUAUAGCAUUUAUGAUUAGGUAUGAUUCAAAUAGAAUAUUCUAGAACAGGAAUGUACUAGAAUUAUUAUAAUAAUAUUUCUAUACAGCCCUUCAUCUGAGAAUCACAGGGAAGUUUACAAUAUAAAACCACAAAAAUUAAUGUAGUUUCCUCCUGACCAUUAGGAUGCAUGUCUUUAGCUGUAACAUCCAAUUCAUUGUUUGACAUGGAUUAUACUUGACUGGAAGUAGUUGCCCAAUUCAGAUGUUGUAGCAAGCUGUUAGAGAAAAUUAGACAUGGAGGAGGCAAUCCACAGUGAGGGGGAAAGUAUAGGAUGGGGUGCAUGAGUCCAUGGCACAUUCUCAAUCUUCAAAUCAUGAUUUGAAGGAUUGUCCUCAUCUACACAUUACAGUAAGCCAUAGUUGUUGUUGUUUUUAAAAAAGCUCGUGUGCACUGUUCAAAUUGGGUCCUCUGUGGCUAAGAGGAAACAAACCACAGUGCUGGCUUAGUUUUGCAUGAGAAACGAGUGCUUGUUCUUCAAACUAUGAGAGAAUGUUGAGUACAAAUGCUGCUCAGUCACCGUAAGGCAUAGUUUGUGACCGUGGCAUUCCACAAUGCAUGAGUCAGUCUGUUUGAAUUGAGCCAUAGUGAAUUAAAUGUAUUUAUCCAGUUUAGGUGUUCUAGAGUAUGCAUCCAGAAUGGAUGACUAGCCUUGGAGAAAUGCAGCAGUUCACGACUACUGCCAGACCACUUGAUUUCUAUAUUGGUCAUGCCUUCUGAAGCGUUGCCUUCUGAAGUGUUAUCAGCUGAAAAGUGUAGUGGCCAGUUGACUUCUGUGCUGCCAGAAAACGAGAGGCUUUGCUUCCUCUAGCAAGGAAGCCAAGCAGGUUGGUGAAUGAGGGACAGUGCAAUCCUUCUCCCUCGCUGCAACUAUUAUAGGAGCCAAGUGAUCUGGCAGAGGAGGUACAGAGCAGUCCAUUCCUUCUAUGCCAUCCCAUUAGGUUACUGGAAUAGAAUUCUUGGAAUUUCUAGUUACCAUAUACAGGUAUCUUGUGAUUUAAUAUAAGGCUGCAAUAAAUGGAUUUGUUUCAGAUAUAAAUUCCUGAAAUAGAUAGCUUUCUGUCUGGUACCUUUCUUUACGCAGUACAAAUUUGCAUUCUCAAACAGGUGGUCCUCAUUCACACUUCAAAUAUGUAUUUUGAAUAUGUACUUGAAAAUGAGUGCAUUUGCACUUAAUUUUACAAGCAGUGUUAGUUGGCGCCAUCCCUGAUGAAUUAGUUAUAUAUGGUUCACAUUGCUAUUUUCAGUGAGGACUGCUGCUCUUCAUUGUGCAUGUUGAGAAGAAGGCACUAAAUAGUAAUUAUCUCAUUUUUCUUAGUGUUGCAUGAGGGAGAAUGACUAUUGUGUUGCCUUUUUGAAAAGGAUACUUUAGCCAACUAUUUCUGUUAAAGAAGUAGCAAAUAGUUACUUGAAGCUCUUUCUCCUAGAAGUUUGGAACUUCUGCUGAACAAACAUAAUGGCUAGUGCCCAUGUAGAGGUGAAUCUGGUUGUGAGCUGUUUUGAAGAACACACCCAUUGAUCAUAUGUGAUUUGGUUGACACAACCUACCAAACAAAAAUGGAGUAGAAUAAUUAGAAGACCGAAUAUAAAAUUAGAUGAAUUAAGGGCUUACAUCUAAGCAAUAAAAUUCAACAGUUUGCAACAGGAUAAAUGGUUCUACAGCUGAUUUAACUAACAGUAUUAUGUAGUACACCGAGAACUUUCAGCUGUUGGGACAGAUUACUCCAUAAUAGAACAGAAGUCAUAAAACCUAGUUUGAGAAGACCCUUGGCUGAAUGCUUUAAAUUUUAUAUGUGCUUGUGCUGUUCCUUAUAUCAUUUUAUUAUUAUUUAUAUAUGGUUACAGGUUUUCUAAAAAUGCUUUAUACACUGUUGAUGUUUGGGGGUGUUUACUUUGUGAGCCACUCAGUUGUAUGAUGAGGAGAAAGUGAUAUAAGAUUUUUAAAAAUGUAAAUAUAUAUAUUUUGUGUGUGUGUAAGAUUAGUACAGCCUGGACAACUGAGGGAAGACUAGUUCACUCAAGACCAGGCCAUGGAAGUUGAGUGUUUUUUGCAUGCUAUAUUCUGGGUGGGUCUUUCAUUGUAAUAUAGAUAUGAAAGUGCCAACAAAUUCUGGUAAUACGAAUGUGAAACUGAAGAGGGAAACAGCACUUCCUCCAGUUGUAUUGUUUUAAUAUCUUUUAGUGAACCAUGUCUCUACCCUGUAGAAUUUUCAGAAAUGGCUAUUCCUAAACUAAACUGCAGCAAGUUAGCUGAAGGUUGGCAUACUAGCUCCAUUGUAGAUGGGUGUUCUGUUUUGUUUUUUACUUAGCAGCAGCAUUAUAUUGCAGCUUCAAGUUUCACUUAGCCAGUGUACUAAUUGCUAUUUUGGAGUUACGUUAAGCUUUGGCAUUCGCCUUUUAAAAGUCUAACCAUUAUAAACUCAGGUAGGCAGCCAUGUUGAAACAAAAUUUAAAAAAAAAUCCUUCCAGUGGCACCUUAAAAAGCAACUAAGUUAGUUAUCGGUAUAAGCUUUUGUGUGCAUGCACAUCAACUCAGUGGAUUAUCUUUAAUUACAGCCUUUGUCAUUCGUUACAGUUUAGAAUAGAGCUUGACCUAUUACCACAUUCCUUUUUUCUAAGGCUGCUGUCCUACACACACUCACCUCAGUGGGACUUAACUUUUGAGUAGACCUGAGUAUAGGUCUGUAAGCUGUUUUAAAUUGUUCUUAAUAUUGUUUUUUAUUAUUAUUAAAAAAAACCCCUGCUGUAACCUACUCUGGGACCUCAGGUUUUUGAAUGUGUCCUUGAGUUCAAAAAGGUUGGCUGCCUCUAGGAUGCACUCUCAAACUAGAUGUAGUCACAUGACUUCCUGGCUUGCAUGAUACGCUGUCAUUUUCAGUGACUAUUACCCAGCUACUUUUUUUUAACAUUCAGAGCUCAAUUCUAGAACCUGGAGUUAUGGACAAAUCUUUCAUGUAGUUCUAUCGUUUGGGAUCUAUUCUCCAGUGAUCUGACUUUUUGAGACUUCCGUUACUAAGAUUCUUUUCUUGUGCUUGUCAACUAUGGUCUUGUUCUGUUCACUUGCACCUUAAACCUUAGUACGUAAUUCUUGUCAAAUUAUCUGGCUUCCUGCUGUGCUUGCAUGAGAGCUGAUACUCAUUAGUUUUUUCACACCAGACGUUUUGUUUAGCAGCACAAGUUUCUACUAUGGCACUGACAAUUCAGUUGCUUCUACUUAGAUAACUCUUAACCAUAACCUUUUUGAUGUAAAAAUAAGACAUUUCUCCUUUCCAUUUUGAAAGACAGGUACUAUUAAUAAAAAAGAAGAGAUUAUUACUAGUAUGUUAAUAGAAUACUUGAAUUGGUAAAUAGUUCAGUGACAUGUAUUAUAUGACAUUAUGCAACAGCUAUUUUGUAAUCUAUAUUAGAAUCAUCUGGUCAUGUGACAAUGUGACAAACUAUGAGGCCUGGAGCAACUACAUAGUAAUCACCAUAUGAAAACUGAAACAUGUGUUUUAUGAUCCUUUUAAAGCAAAUGGCUAUAGCACUCUGUUUCUGGAUUAUUGUAUAAUUUGGUUUGCAUGGGUCUGGGUGCUAGAGAAAGUAAUUUAGAUCUAGAUUUUGCUGUUUUGCUUUUAAACAGAAUUGUUUGCACAUUGGCACACUGAGGAGAAACGAAUGACUUAAAAGAAUGACCCUUUAGCUUCAGCAAUUAAAGCAUUUGGAUAAGUAUGAAAACCUCUUUCAGAGUAUUGCUGCUGAUUGUCUUUUAACAGUAUUACAAAUUCAUCUAGAAAUACCAAUUAAUUAAACCCCAUCAAUGUUUUAAAUUCUUUUGUGGUUGUAUCCUUACAAUAACCCUGCGGGUUGGCUAGGAGAGACUGGUUCAUGGUCAUAAUGACUGUUAAAGCAGAGAACUGAAUUCUGAUCCAGGUAACUCACCUCAUGUGCUAUAAAAAAGGUAAAGGUACCCCUGCCCGUAUGGGCCAGUUGUGUCCGACUCUAGGGUUGCGCGCUCAUCUCGCUCAAGAGGCUGGGAGCCAGCGCUAUAGCUACCAAUAAAACAGGUAAAACACACCUGCAUUUUAAUUUGGAUGAAGUACUGCUUGUGUCAUAGGCGUAAUUUUUGUGAGUGGACUUGAAAUUGGCUUGCUUUGUUGGACAGAUUUGGCACUUGCACAGUGUAGACAGAACUGCAGUUUGAGGUGUUGUAACUUAGUUGUACAGUGAAUCACUAAUCACCCUCCCCACCUUGGCUCUCCAUAUCCUAGGCAUCUGUUUUGUGGAAUACCUUUGUUACCAGCAGGCAGCCAAGCCUGAAGUUCAUGUACUUAAAAGAUUUACUGAAAAGGCAAUAGAAUAUUGCUGAGUAUAUUCAGCAAAGUCCCACAGUGACCUCCAGUGUCUAAAAUAUGCAACUGCAGGAAAGAAAAUAUUAACAUAAGUAAUGGAGCAGGGUAGACAAGGGCUAUAUGACUCACAAAAUGUGAGUGUGUGUGGCCGGCCAGCCGGCUGGCCAUAUGACCCAAGAGAUACUUUUGCAAGCAUAGAUUUGAUUGUCACCCAAUCCAAUCUUCACCUUUUCAGGCCCUCACCCAACUCACUUCUAUCACCUCACUUCAUUUUCUGUGGAGAAGAACCUUCUACCUGCUUGUGCUUUCCCAGAGUGGGCUGCAGUGUCUGGAGGACUCUUGAGGGCUGGAUGGAAUCAGGCUAUAGGCUCCUCACCCAUGCAUUAGAGUGCUUUAUUUUUGGUACCGUGCUGUCAAACAAGACUUGUCAACCUUGCGGCCCACUGACUUUGCACUGUCUUAUUCAGGUGUUUCACACAAAAUGGCCAUUGUGGUAGAGUGAGUACCAUGGAUUUGGACUGAGGAGACCAGGGUACAAAUGGACAUCACUGGAUUACUGGGAGGAUAAAAUGGGGUACCGCUAUAUAUACAGUAGCACCAUGACAUACUCAAAGGAUGGGUCCUUGCCCUGAUGACCCCAUAGUUUAAAUUUAUAUGGAGAUGAGGGAUAAGAGAUAAGGGUCACCAAGGGCAAAUGUGUGCAUUUGUAGUUAGACUUUAUUUCAUUUGUGGAUGGGGAUUUAAACCUUAAUGGAAAGUCUUAGGUUUGAGGAAAUUCUGGGAGGAAGUUAAAGACAUAGGCAGCAAGCGAGAAUUGAGCAGUUUUAGGACCACUUCAAAAUGGCUGAAAGUGGUAGAGCUUAGAAAAUGAAGACUGCAUUUUGCAGUUUCCCAUAAGUAGCUGUUGGACCAUCUUUACUCUUAUGUGUUGAAUUGUUUUCAAUUUCAUACUAUCAGCUAGUUUUGGAUACAGUCCACAAUGGGGGUGGGGGGAAGCAUGCAAGAAAUAUUUAGGGUGGAAGGGACUAGCACAACUGUGGUCUUCACAAGACAGGGCUCAUCAAAAUUAUUAGUAAUACGUUUUGCAGGCAGUGUUAAUGUAGCAUCUGUUUAAACAUUGAUAAAGAUUGAAGUUACCCCUUCCUUGGAACUGGCAGUACUCCUCCGUUAACUUGACCUCCCUGGCUCAUAGAUAUUAGAGCAAGAAAAAUGGCGCUUGAAGAGUCAGAAUAGACUGCAUUAACUUAGAUUAUUUCUAUGCAUGUAGAAUUCCUUAAUGUAUGUCAUUAAUCACAUUAGUAAUUCAGCAAUUCAUAUCAUAUUUUUGUAUUCCAUGUUGCUCAUUUUAAUUUCUGGUCUGUGUAAGGGCAUAAAUUCCAAAUAAAUAUGCAAUAUAGCUUAAAAUCAUUAUCUUAAUGUCUAUUAUUAGUCUGCCUCUGCUGUUAACUUUAUGAGCAGGACUUUUCAUGUGUUUCAUUCCUUAAUUCAUAGUGUCUUCAGCAACUUCUUCAAGCAGUGUCAUGCCCUGGUAAACAUGCCAUUAUAUUAGGCAAUACAGUUUUUGCAUUGGAAUAUAUUAUUUUAUGCUAGGAAAUACUGUGUCAUGCUUGAAUAUUCAUCCCUUUUUGUGGGUGUGUAAAAUAUUGUGUAUCCUGGGCCCUAUACUGUAACUAACAUGACAGUAUAGUUCAAGAGAUCACAGAAACCAAAACAGCUGCGUGUAAACAUCAAUCCAUCAGUGAGAAACUAUACAAAAACACAUGCCAAUGAAGCUGUUUUCAAUUUCAUCCUAAAUAAAUUCAACCACAUGGCAUACAGCUAUUUGGGAUAUAAAAUCCAAGGAGCUAGAGGUGGGGUGGCGACACUGGGUGAGUGAGCAGUUUUUCUGUUUGCGGAAGACUUCACUAAUUUAUGCUACUGACUACUAGAAACCUGAUUAUUAUUUUUUUAAACUAGCUUAUCAGUGUGAUUAAAUACAGUGGUACCUCGGGUUACAUACGCUUCAGGUUACAUAUGCUUCAGGUUACAGACUCCACUAACCCUGAAAUAUUACCUCGGGUUAAGAACUUUGCUUCAGGAUGAGAACAGAAAUCGUGCAGCGGCAGCAAGAGGCCCCAUUAGCUAAAGUGGUGCUUCAGGUUAAGAACAGUUUCAGGUUAAGAAUGGACCUCCAGAAUGAAUUAAGUUCUUAAUGAAUGUUAGAAUGAUGUCAGAAUGAAGUUAAGUGGUUUUAGCAGCAAUGUCAUAAAGGUGUAUGCAAAAAUGGAUGGUUAAUAGGUGAGAAUCUAAAGCUAUAAUAUAUUAAGUUAAAGGACUAAGACAAAAACAAAGAGGGAAAGGAAUUGCUGAAUUAACCAAUUGAACUGGAAUACAAAAAAGGGAGGUGAGAGGAGGUCAGGGAAGCAAGGAAAUGAAAGAUACGGAAGGAUUAAUUUGUUUUUAAGUGUUUUUUCUAAAAAAAAUUCUAUACUUUGUAUUUUGUAUGUUUUUUCUCUUUUUUCUAUAUUUUCCCUUGCCUCUUUUAUUUUUAACUAUGUAAUUUUUUGUUUCUGAAAUUUUAAUAAAUAUCAUUUAAAAAACAACAACAGAAUGAAUUAAGUUCUUAACCCAAGGUACCACUGUAUCUUCAUAGCUUUUGUGAAUGCAAAAACCGUCAAAUCAGUUCAUUUAAAAUGUUUUCUUGUGUGGUCUUGUAACACUUGGGGAGUUGUGUUUUAUCUUGUACCAAGAGACAAAGUUUGCUGCUGUGAGGAGUACAUAAGUAUUGUCAUUCUGUAGCUGGUGAAAAAUCUGUCUAGUCCAGCAUCCUGCCACUAUAAGGAACAAUGGUUGGCAGCCCUGGGGAAUGUGCCAGGGGGUGGGGUGACAAUAGCCACUCUGUGUGUUCCCAGCAUUUGAUGCUGGAUUUGCAAUGUCUCUGAACAGAGACUCUAUUUUCAGUUAUCCCAGCUAAUAGCCAUUGUUGACACAUCCACUUGUCUGUUCUAAGCUAGUGGCAGUCAGUACAUCUUGUGGCAAUGAACACUGCAAAGCUAACUGAGAAGUACUUCCGUUCCAAUGUGUAAAGAUAAUAUUUUCUUCUCUGGAAGACAUUUGCAAGGUGGCCACUUGGACUUAUCCCUUUGUAUUUAUCAUUACUACAAAGUAGACAAGUUUGGCUUGACCAAGGUAUCCUUUCAUCACAGGAGAAUACUCUAGCACUCACUACAAGAGGAGGUUGUCUUAUUUGUCUCUGGAGAUACUGCUUCUGAGCAACCACCUCUUUUGACCAAGAAUGAAGAGGUGGACUUGCCAUAAAGGGUUCUUGUUGGUGAUGAGUGCCUGUCCUGCAGGUCUAACCUGAAUUUGUGUGGAUUGGUGGGAUGCAUUUGUGCACUCACCUCUGAGAGAGUAGUCAGGUACUCAUUGACAACCUUCCUUGGAGUAUUUUGGUUGUCUUGUUCUAUCCUCCUGCUGUGGGACUGAAUCUGUCAAUCACCAAAGGCAGACACAGCAUUGUGGGAAGCAGGCUCUGCCAUGGUGCAUUGCAGCAUGUCAGUCUGUCCUGCCUUCGUGAAAGAGCACCUGUUCUCACUCUUGUGAAACAGGAAGCCAUGAAUGACUAAGCUGUCCCUGCUUUAUCUGUAAGCCAUACUGAGGCCCUUUUAGGGGAAAUAGGAGGGGUAUAAAUAAAUAUACAGUAGUGGUGGUAGUAGUAGUGAUAGUAGUAGUAAGUUUUAAUUAAAACUAAUCUGACUAACUCUUUCUUACAGGUAUUUACAGAUGGAAUCACCAAUAAGCUUAUUGGCUGUUACGUGGGUGAGGAAAUGGAUGAUGUUGUCCUUGUUAGAAUUUAUGGAAAUAAAACAGAGCUGUUAGUUGAUCGAGAGGAAGAAGUGAAGAGCUUCCGUGUGUUGCAGGCGCACGGCUGUGCUCCACAACUUUACUGUACUUUCCGCAACGGCCUGUGCUAUGAGUUUAUGGAAGGCGAAGCACUGGAUCCGGAACAUGUUUGCAACCCAGAGAUUUUUCGGUAAGCCCUUCAGCACUCUUUUCUCUAAAGAGUGAUGUUAGGUAUAUUUCCAUGCUGCAUAUUCCAUAGGGCUCUCUGGUGCCUGAUGCCCCAUUCCUGAGACCAUGCUAUUUUUGAGGAUGAAUAGAUACUUAGAUGAUUGACUGUAAGUAUAGGCAGCUGCUACAAUAUUGUAUUGUAUUGUUACCCAGCCAUUCCUCUAUUUGUUGGCUAAAACACUGGCUCAUGCUGUGGUCACCUGCCAUCUUAACGACUGUAACUCUUUUUUCUGACAUGCUUUUGUUACUUCUCUGUCCGUAAUGGCUGCCAAAGCAAUUCAGUUGUCAUUGUUCGAACCAGGUGGCACACCCAUUUCAAAUGUCUUUACUGGUUCCCCAUUGCUUCUGCCUCUGACACAUUUAACUUAGUCUUUCCUUGAAGUCUUUUCAUGGACUUGCUCCUCCUUAGUUUUCUUAAUCUGUCUUGCAAUGUGUUCUUCCCAUUGUUUCUCUAGUUUGGCCAUCCCCUGUCACCCAAAGAUAUCUGAUUGUUUGCUUAUUCUGUCUUUUUCUAUCCUUCCUUGUUCCCAGAACUUUUCCAGAAAUAUCUGCAUGGGACAUUCAAACGUGACUAUGUGGAACAUAAUAGACAUUGAUACAAUUAAUUUUUCAAAUUUGUGAGAUCGGCCUUCCCAGCCUGAUGAACUCCAGAUGUUCUAGCCAAAACUCCCAUCAGCCCCAGACAGCUUGGAUAAGGGAAGAUGGGAGUUGUCCAAAACAUUUGAAACCAGAUUGGGGAACCCUGUAUUAGACUAUUGUGAAGGCAGUCUGUCCAUCUUCAGCCUGUGAUGGCUCUAGGAACAUUGUGGCACACUUGAGACUUAAUUGGUUUUUCCUGUCUUUUUUGACAACUAUUUAGGGCCAGAUUUCUUACGUUCACAAGAGAUUUUAAAGUUUCAUUUUACUUUUGACUGGCAGCAGGGCCAAUUUGAUGACUUUGUGAUUAGCAGAGUUGUUCAGUCAUCAGGCUUGUUCUUCAGACCACUGGAAGAAAUGCUGCUCUCAGUUUCAUUAAGACUGGUGAUAGUUUGCAUUUUGGAGAGAACACUCCACAAGAGAGGGUGUUCGAAAAAGGGUAUGAGGCUGCCAUCUCUGCAGGCAACAGGUGACAUAACUGGGCUCCUGAGCCCCACAGGUGUGCCGCAGAAAGAUUGUAGUUGGUUAAGGGAGCCAUGGACUCAAAAAGGUUUAAAACUUCAGCUCUAGCCAUUACAAAUAUCCAGGUUUCUUCCAUGCUAAAGCCAUAGAACCGACUGAACCAUCAAGGACCAUGGAAACAUCCUAAGCAAUAAGCAAAGUUUUUGAAGUUACUGCCAGAGCAGAAACUUAGCAAAAUGUGGUGCUGAUGGACAAUAAUUGCUGUUCUAAAGAUGUCAGUAAUGAAUGAUCUUGCUUUAUGGAGCAUUUAAUCUGCCUGUUAACAUAAUCCUAUUCAACUCCUUCAGAUUCAUGUAUAUCACUGUAUUUCAGUGUAAUUUAUCAUAUUUAGCACAGCGGCUCAUAACAUUUUUUGGGGUCACAGAUGCCUUUGAGAAUCUGAAAGCUAUGAACCUCCUCCCCAUAUCCCCUCAACAAGAGCAAUUUUCAAAGUAACAGGGAGGAGAUCUCCCCUUUUGUGCUCAGUUCACAGACCUGCUGGGGUCCAUGGACCACAGGUGAGAAACACCUGUUUUUUUGCAGACAAGUAGAAACAAAUAGAAGAAUUUUAGGAAAGUCAUCAUUUAUUUUAUAUUUAUAUCAAAAUUAUAAACAUUUUUUGCACCCAAUUGACUUUUAAGGUAAUACAUUGGAAAAAUUAAAAUUUAAUUGAAUUUAUAAACCAAUUGCACAAUGUCUUGAGUACAGAAAUAUAGUAAGUUCAAAAAAAGCAAAAACAAAAACCAGGAGCCUAAUUAGUGAGACAGCUAGCCAGGAUAUUAUGCAUUUCUAAAUGAGAUGGUCUUUACCAGCUGCUGAAGGGAAAGUGCUGGACAAUGCCUCCUUGGGGAGGGAGUUCACAUUUUGGACGCUGCAUCAAGAAGGUCCUGUCCAGUGUUUGGUUCGUCAUACUUCUUGAAGGCAGUGGGACGCUACACAGCCUCCCAGGAAAGGCUUCAUGAACAGGUGUGAAAGUGUAGGAGGCCCUGUAAAUACCUCUCUUCUAAACAAUUUAAAGCUUUACAAGAGAUGGUGAGGAUCUUGAAUUGGGCGCAGAAACAACUAAUUCUGAUCUCACAAUAGGGAGCAAGAUACUCCAAAAACAGGCCCACACUGGCGCAGUGGCCUCCAACUGCAGUUUCAACAAGUAAAAAAAAAAGGUUGAUCCACAUAGGGUUUGUUGCAGUAGACUAACCUGGUUGUGUUUUAUGCCACAGAUACCACUUGAGCACCCAGGAACAUUCUCAGUCUGCAUACUGGAUCCUUCAAGAAAUCAUAUCCUCAGCCAGAACUGACUGUACACCUAAUCCCAGAUCAGUUUUCCUACUCAUGUUUUUGAAUUAAGUCUCAGCCUAUUUAGCCUAGCCUCAUGACCUCAGCUUCCAAGAAACAGUCACUGAAUUUUUGUGUGUGCUUUAAAAUAAUAAAAUAUAUAUUUUUAUACCCCACCCCUUCUCUCACGACAGCCCAGGGUGGCAGACAGUAAAAAUGCAGUGUAAAAAGCAAAAUUAGAACCACAAUACAAAAUGCAGUGAACAGUAAUAAUUAAUUAUGCAAUAAUUAUUGCAAUAAUUAAUAAUUAAUAAUGGCAAUAAUUAUGCAAAUGGUGUCACUCCAAAGGCCUGCUGGAACAAAUAGGUCCUAAGCUGCCAUUUAAUAAUGACCACAUUUCGUUACCUCCUCCCACCCUAUUAAUGUGCCUCUAAUAGAUUCUCAGUGUUCCGAGCUGAAAUAAUGUAUUUGUAAUUAUACAAAGGAUUUAUUCUGGUAUAAAUUUCACUUUAUUGCAGGCUCAUAGCCAGACAGCUUGCUAAAAUACAUGCUAUUCAUGCUCACAAUGGAUGGAUCCCCAAGUCUAACUUGUGGUUGAAGAUGGGAAAAUACUUCUCUCUCAUUCCAACAGAAUUUGCUGAUGAGGAGUUGCACAAAAGGUGAAUGCCUAUUCUUGUUUCUAUGAUUGUAGCGUUCUAAAGCUUGUUAAUGAAGAUGGAAGCGUUAAACUGAUUGUACCCAUGUUCAUUUCAGAAAUGUAAAAUAUAUCCAUAGCGCUUUUCAUGUUGCUUAGGGGAUUUUAACCUGGGAACCAAUUUCCCCACUGUGGAAGGAUGUGAGGGUCCAGAAUUGGCCUCCACAGUCACGGACUGUGUUAAAACCGUGUUUAUGGAAGACAAUAUUACUCGGCUACUAGUGAUCACCAAAGAAGAAGAAGAAGUUGUUGUUUAUUGAAUAAUAAGACUGAAAUAAUGAGAGAAUGGAGAAAACCACAUUUCUGAUUAAAGUGUUGAGAACUGCUGUCUGAAAGUUUUGAAAUGAUUAUUUACACAUGUGCCCUCUCUUUUCUUAAACUCAAAAGGUUUAUAGCUGAUGUACCAAGUCCUCAAAUCCUUCAAGAGGAAAUGGCAUGGAUGAAAGAGAGACUGUCCAACCUGGGUUCCCCAGUGGUACUUUGUCACAAUGAUCUGUUGUGUAAAAAUAUAAUCUACAAUGGAAAACAAGGUAGGUAUUGAACACAGCUGUAAGUAACCUUUAAGGCUUGUUUUGUAUUGCCAAAUACACAACAGUAAAUUGUGGUGGGUGGAUAAUGACAACUGUACUUCGUUUUAAAUAACAUCUAACUAUUUAUACUUUAUUACCAUUUGUUGCUUGAUGCAAACUUUGUGUCAUAGCAGUUGUUGUAUAGAAUUGUUGCUGAUAACUAUAACUGAUACUUUAAUUAAUAUUUAAUAGUUUACAGAAAAAAUAAUUUUUACCAUAAUAAUUUUAUUAUUCCACUGUGUUGACAGCAGAAAUUUCAAGCUGAAUUGUUGUUGUGUAACUGUCCUUGAUCCAGAUUUUACUGUUUCAAACAGCCUUGGGAGCAAAUGUCUCCAGGUUACUGUGUAUUAUCUUUGUAUUCUGAUUUGUCAGAUAUAUUGAUGACACCGAGGAAUUCUACAUGAUGAAUUCUACAUGGUGAAGUAUCUGGAAAGAUACUUUCCAAGGCUCUCUUUAUACGCUGAUGAUGAGGUACAUAGGUAUCUUUAAAGUUGAAGAUUUGUUUGUAAAUAUAUUUGAGGUCAGAGGUAUUCUGAAGACUGGGAAAUUGGAUUUGUUUUCAUUGUCAGUUUCAACUGUUUGUGUUUGAAUAAAUGAAUCACCUAUAGCUUAUUAAUUUUGGUGAUGUGAUAAAUUUAGUUAUUAUAUUAAACAUUUUAAACCCCUUUAAAAGUAACAUUAGAAAUGGAUAUUCUUUGCCCUUUGGGGAGUGGUUUUUCCUCUCUUGCUGGUAUUAACCAUGUGUUUGUGUUUUGUGUGCACCAGUACAAAAAAUGGUCCUAUUAUAAACUAGAGAUUGCAAGCAUGGUUUGAAACUUGUAAUCCAUGUUUAUAAUAUUGUUUGCAUAGACCUUGUAACAAAACCAUAGUUAAUUCUAUGAAAAGAACGGGAAAUAAUUCUGGGUGCGGGCGGAAAUGUGAAUACCCAAGGCUGAGUUCUGAUUUGCAAAAGAUAUCUUGCAGGGAACCAGCAUUUCCUGUGCUCCAAUUUUGUCUGAGCUUAAUCAAACUGGUAUGUUCAUAUUGAAAGGAAUGCAGCAUUUAGGAACUAGAAAUUUGGAUUUAUAGAAUAUUGUUUUAAAACAGAUAAAUUUAUCAGGAAGUUGGCAUGUUGAAUGUGACCCAAAUUAUUUGAAAGGAAACUGCACACAAAGAUAGGUCUUUUAAAUAUAUUUCCUCUACAACAGUUCCCACAGCUGUUGAGGCAAGCUUCUCCUUUAAAAACAAACAAACAGAAACCGAACUAGACUAGCAUUUGAAAUUUCCAAUUUUCUGGCACUAGAGGCAUGUCUCUCUCUCUACCUUCAGUGUGGUCAAGUAAUAUUUGCCUAAGGUUGUGCAAAAAAUAAUAGUAUGCAUGUCAUACUAUUCAAUGUAUUUUGCAUGGCUACAGUGCUCAUUUGUUUUUUCUGCCUUCCCAUUCUAAACAAUCAAAUGCCUUCCAAACUUUUUAUGAAAGGUGUAACAUUGGCUCUUCCUGGGGGCCUAUAUAUGUUGUGCUGCAAUGUGUAUUACCACAAGGGUCCUUUGGCCCACAGAUGAGUCUAAGAGAAAAAAAGAUGGCCAUUUGGGAGGCUUUUCUAGAUCACACUCCUUAGAUUUUACUUUGCAGUCCUAAAAUAUUUUGAAAAGAGAUAUGUAAACCUAAUCGAAUUAUGUGUGAAUUAUUCAAAUUUGAGAAAAGUGACUUUUCUGCAUAGGCACUUUGUUAUUAUUUAUUAAAUUUAUGUACCACCCUUCAUCUGAAGAUAACAGGGCAGUUUACAACAUACUGGAACCAUUUUUACUAAAUAUCCCAAGACAAAAAGUUCAGAAUUGAACACUGUCAGAGUUUCUAGGCUUGACACCCCCCCCCCCUUUGAAACAAAUCUGCUGUCAUUUUCUUUUGUAAACAGAGUGGAGAAUAAAUCAGUGAGAGCAGUGCAUCAUUUAAGAGCAUUUCUGCAAAAACCAGUGUGUGAGUGUUUAGCACUUGGGAACAGGGAGGGGGAGAGGGAGAAUUCUAAAUAUGGGGAAAUGCUUGCAACUCUUUAAAAACGGGGUAAAUACUAAGUGUGUAGUGCAUUAAGUAUUCACAGCAAGGAAAGAUCUUUUGUGACUAUGUUUUCAGUGUGAAAGUUGCAGUUAGCAAAUUAUAGCCAUGCUAUUAUUUGAUAACUUCCACCUCAAGAGGUCUUGUGAAUUAUCUCUAGCAGUGCUGAAGACUUCUGCAAUGCUGAAAUGUUGAGCACUGCUUUUAUCUUAGAAUAAAUAAACCAUGAAUAAAAGUCUGGCACUGUGUAUUGUCUUGUACUGGGCACAAUGUUUAUAAAUCUGGUGCAUAAUAGUAUUUUAAGAGGAACUAUAUACUUUUGCAGUGGAAACUCAGCUUUAACUUUUAACUUAACCUGGUCAUGCAGUGAAAUAAAAAUCAUGCAGUUAAAAUAUUGCUGCCAUGCUAAAAAUGUUUUGCAAGCUACUUGAAAGAAGCACGCGUCUCUCUGGAUUUUCUUCCCUUUUAAACUAUCUUCUUUACUUAAAACUUUUUAUUCUCAUUUUAAUCUUUUGGCCCACAGUACUAAUGUGCCACAUUGAUUACCCCUUUAAUUUUAUCCCUGUGAAAAGCUGGCCUCUGGUAAUAUAAAGUCCAUUAUAUUAAUUAUUUGCUAGCGGAGAGUGGUUCACAGCUGUGUCUUAAAGUUACCAUAUGGGCUUUCAAUUCUUUAUAAAAUAGGAAAAUAUUUAUAAAUAUAUUUUAUAAAAUAUCUGAAUGUCUGUUUAUAACAGUUCACAUAAAAUAAGGGUUCCAAAAUGCCUUCUUCCAGCACAUUCUAACUUGACAAACUUGACAGACUUGGUCCAAUUCUCAUUUAUAUAUAAUAAUUUUUAAAUCAAUAAUAUUUAGUUUUAAUAUGCCAGGUGAAGCUGCUGCCUCUUUCUGCUUUACUAAUUCAGGCUACUAACAUUCAGGAUGUUAAAUGUUUUAAGCUGUAUUGCCUUGCAUAGAACACCUAUAAUUGCCAGCUAUCAUUUAUGAAUAAGCAGCUUGCUGAAUAGCUUUAGCAUUUGUUCUUACUGCUAGUCUUUUGUCGGGACUUUACACUUUAUACUUCGUUUACACCCUUAAGAAGCAGCCAUGGAAGUCUAGCUCUUGCAUUCAUAUUUCACUCUCCCAGCAAUAAUAUAGUAUACUGCUGCAGUAGUCUCUGUACUGACUCUAAAUCCAAGUGCAUUUAUUUAUCUCCCUGUCCCAUUUCCUAGUUUUUCUUUCUGGUAGAACUGUCCUGAGAAGCUGUUCACCAUUUCAAAGCCGCAGUUGUUAUGGAACAGCUAGGAUUACUUCUGAUUUUCAUUUGAGGCUCUUGAAAGGGUUGGUUUGUAUUCAAUGCAGUGUGAGCAUAAAGAGAAUUCCCUGCUCUCCCAACUCCAGUCAGGGUACCAAGCCUGGGUGUAGAGCAGGGUGGAAGGGGAAAUUGUGUCAGCUGCUCCCACCCAGUUCCCCCCGGUUGCUUGCGCUGCAUUGAAUUCAACCUACUAGUCACAAAAUCAGGCAUUCAAGAAGUGAUAUUUUAAGUGUCUACAGUCUUUGCUCACAUUUUAAGUUGUAAUGAUACCUCUUUGAUAUAAUGAGAAGAAUGUUUCAAAGUAGUUAAUUUCAUCUUGCCACAUUGUUAGAAAGAAUAGCUGCCCUUCAAGAAAAACAUGCUUACUGAUUCUGCCAUACAGUUGAAGAGCAUUAUGAUUAAAAAUUGAAAUUACGAAACAUAGAUGAAACAGAUGAGGGAAAGAAUAAAUAGAAAUAACUGGGUUAUAUAGAAGAAAAAAAGAGGGAAAAUUCAUGGAACCGUUGAGAGGGAUGGAAGUAGAGGUUUGAUAGGUGAGAAUUGUUUUAAUUUAUUUGUUGAAAUGCUUAUUUGAUAAAAAAGGAAACUAUAAAUAAACUUACUUUAAAAACAGCAUGGCACAAACAUGGGGGGACGGGACAGGGGACGGACGAAAUUACGCUUGCCAACACCCAAGUUUCAUUGAAGCCCCAAAAUCGAAGGGAGCAGUGCAUCUUGAACAUUUGUAUUUCUUGCAAAACUUAAAAUUUAAGGCUGAGUUCCACUGUGAUGUCAGUCUAGAACAGGAGGACCAGUGAAAUGCAGAACUUUUCUCUUUAAAGUUUUGUGUCUUGUCAAAUAUGAGUUUGCCAAAUUUUCUUCAUCUGCUACAGAUUAGGUAUGCCAUUGUUGCUGCCAAGUGGCGGCGUGCACCGUGCUACUUAAAGGCACUGACUGGAGGUUUAUCGCAUCACUUGUUCGCAUGCACCUCCCCCCUAGGAGAGCACGGAGCCUGGUAACAGCCUCAUCUGUAUCUUAGCUUCAUUUUCUUAUUUUGUAAUACUGUUAAUUAUUCCUGGAAAUUAGCAUUUGAAUAAAAGCAAGGGUUGUCUGGUGGUGAUGAUGGCACUGCAGACCUAUAUUUUAAUGUAUAUAAGCUUGAAUCCAAACAAUGUUUAUCUUUAAAUAACUGUCUUACAUUUUGUAUAUGCAGGCCUUUCACCUGUCAUCUUUAUUGUGGACAUAUGCAUUAAAACAAUGUGUUUGGGCAAAACGAGAUUUAAACCAGAAUUGAUUUUUUUACUAGUAUAUCUUUAUGAAACAAGUUGAGUACUUUAGGAAAUGGCAUUCAUUUAGAGGCUACAACAACUAGUUUCAUGAUUUGCCAGUAGGGUCUAAAUGAUUUGUCUGCAAGCUUGCUGUUAAUGCAUUGGUGUGGGAGCCUCCGUAGAAACUCCAUUGAUUUAAAGUAUAGUCUAAAAACUUUCUUGUAAACUCUUAAGGGAAUAUAUAUGCUACAAUCCUGUAUUGGUUUUAUAACUUAACGGUCAUCACGUCACCCAAAGAAUCCUGUUAAAAACUGUAGUUAUGGAGAGACUGAGAUUCCUGGCCCCCUUACAGAACAAUAAUUCCCUUCCAGAACUAUAAGUUAACUUGAUUUAGAUCUAUUUCAUUUCUGUAGUGCAGAUAAGGCUUACUAGCAAAAUGUUCAUGCAGUGGGAACACCAAAUGCACCAGGUUUAACAACAAAAUGUUGUUUCCCAUCACAACCCAGUAUUGUCCCCUAAUCAGUCAUACUGCUAGUCUCUCCCACUCAAAAGUCUUCAAGGUUUGAGAUGUAUAUCCAUUCUUUCCAAAUUGUUUUGAAACUCUAAUGGUGCUACUAGAAUUCUUCAAAAUUUUAGUUUAAAAUGUGAGGAAAGCUUAAUUGAAAGAUUACUGAAUUCCUCUCUCAGUAUUGUCUCUUAUAAUGGAUUAUGCAGCUUUUUUGUUCUGAUACUUUAGAAUAAUUUGCCAGGGAGAAUAUGUGCCGAAAUGUAAAUAAAAUAAAAACUCUUUAAAGCGCUCAGUCUUGUGUGAAGGAAGAAAUGGCUAUACAAAAUAGCGUAGCACACAUUCCCUUGUGCAAAAUUACUAGCAUUGCAUUAAAAAACAAACACCCAGUAAGGAUGCUAGCUAAUCAGACAAGUAUUAUAUGUUCAUUACUGAUGCCCCUGGUGGCAGAAAAGCAAAUGUGAUGAUUAGAGAUCUUAAGCUCUCUAGUGAGACUGUGGUCAGUAUAUAUCUUUAUUAAAGUUGUUAAAACAAACAAAAACACAGCCCUAACCUUGAAUGUCUUAAAGUGCAUGCAUCUGAGCACAACAGGCUGACACACUGGCAAGUGGUUAAAGACACAGUGAAGCUUUGGGGUACUGCCUUGUGCUUACUCUUACAAAAUUUAUUUUUUGUGUCUCGUGUAGGUGACGUUAAGUUCAUUGACUAUGAGUAUUGUGGAUACAAUUACCUGGCUUAUGACAUUGGGAACCACUUCAAUGAAUUUGCAGGUAGCUUAGCUGGUUUGCUUAUAUUACGUCUCAUUUAAAGCUCUGUUGUUGAGAUCUGGAUUAGUUGUUAAUAUUGAGAUUGAUAUGUCUAGGCUUGCAAUAUUUCAAAAAGUAAAAUUCCUGACACCCCCAAAGUCAUUGAUGUGUUUUUUUGUGGGGUUUUUUAGGAAAUCACUAAAAACAAACAAAAAACCACCCUCCCCCAAGCAUAUUCAGGAGCCAAUUCUUCUAGCAGGGAAAGAAAGGGGGUGAAACCUAGAAGAAAAAAACCCCUCUGGAAACCCCUCCCGGGAAAAAACAAAAAUGGCCAGGUCCUAUUGCAUCCCCUUUUCCAACAUAGCCCCCCACCUUACAUUCCUCACUACUACACCCCACCCAGCUGCUCAGGCCCCCAACAACCCUUAGAAACAUGUAGUGAGGCGCCUCCACCUCUCUCCCCCUCCCACAACCUCAAACUUGCCACAGCGGGUUUUGUUCCGCUUCCUCAUAGUUUGCUGCCCGUCGCUAUCCAGGCCUAUCCAGAUCUUGUUUAAACUCUUUCCUGCGCACACACACACACACACACACACACACACACACACGUUAUCUGCCCGGGCCUCAUCUUUACCUCUAUGAUGCUGCAGACCCUGAGCAGCUGCAGCCUACCCUGGCAACACAAGAAGACGCCUGCUGCCAUGUACCGGUGGGCAAACUGUACCAACACCACUACUUCAACCCCCUUGGGCGGGGUGGCUGCUCCAGGAGCUCCCGAGCUCCCAGCUGCAGUCCCUCACUGCCACUGCCGCUACGACUGAGCCGCCUGCAGGAUACACCUGGCACGGGGUCCCUUUUUCACCAUGCUAGGGGCGGCUAGGCCGCUGCUUCGCCGCCGCUGCCAAGGGAAGUGACCUCUUGUCACUUCCACUGCCACUGGGGCUCAGCCUCCCCUGGGAGAAAAACAAAACAAAAAACCCCAAACCCCCAAAAGCAGAAAAUGGGGGGAAAUGGGUUGCCAUACGUUGGGGAAAUUCUGGAGAUCUCUUAACAUUCAAAAUUCCCCCCCUGGACUCCAUUUUAUGUGUCUCAUUUCCGUAAUGUCCGCAAUUUUUCAGACGUAUGCCAAGCCUAAAUAUGUCUCUGUUCAGGUGUUCACUCUCCUUUCCCAUUUUGAGCAGUGAUCCUUACUACUCCCCUUCCCUUCCACCCAGUUCCUCAGUCCAAUGGCUGAAGUGGGACUGGAGGAAGGAUCCCACUGUGGGGUUUGAACACAGAUACAGAAUCUUAUAAAAACUCGAGGAGACGAUGUUUCGAGAUCCCCAUGAUUCUCAAUGAUCCCACCAUGCAGAAGAAGUGGCUGAGCAGGUCAUACGUCAUUGGCUAUGUGGUUUUUUGUUAGGCUCGUCCUACUCGCGUGUAGGACCCUGGCAGAGACACAUGCCCGACUGGCAAGUUCUCUCCCUCCUGGUUUGUCGUUCAGGAGCUUCAAAAGCUUCCUUCAGCCCGAACAUCACAGCAGCUGAUACCAAAAAGCAUAAGCACAUUUACAAUCCUGCAGAGUAUUUGCAGUUUGCGUAACAGAACUCAGUAGCACAGCAUCUUGGCUAAUCUACUUUUAUUUACAUAUAAUACACUCGGAGCAUUCUGACUUGACUCCUUCCUCUUUCUCAUCAGACAGCAAAGAGAAAAAGAAACAAAGGACAAUAGUCCCACUUCACGGAACACAGUAACAUAAACAUCCUGUCUCCAUCACUUCCCACACUGUGGAAUGAAAACAUACACCGUCAUGUGAUAGAUAACAAUCUCGUGACUGCAAACAUGGAGCAAGAAUCCUAACAUUUUUAGCCUCCUGUACCCUUUAUCACUUUUUUAAAUUUAUCAGUUAUAAUCCACUUCUCCUCCGAGGAACUCAAGGUGGCAUAGUUUCUCUCAUCUUCACAACAAUCCUGAGAGAGGUAGGUUAGGCUGUGAGAUAGUGAUUGGCCCAAGGUCACCCAACAAGCUUCAUGGCUUAGCAGGGAUCUGAGCGCUGGUCUCAUUGGUCCUAAGACAGAGAACAAGUGAAAGUUAACAGCCAUAGAUAAAGCAUACACUUGGUUCUGCCACACAGGAGUAUCAUCCAUUUAGGUGCAUGUUUUUGUAGAGCAAAAAGUUUGCAUGCUUUAGUACUGAAAAAUCAUAAUGUAUUUUGCCUCGAUAUAUGUACAGUUGUACCUUGGAAGUCAAACGGAAUCCGUUCCGGAAGUCCAUUCAAUUUCUAAAACAUUCGGAAACCAAAGCGCGGCUUCUGAUUGGCUGCAGGAAGCUCCUGCAGCCAAUCGGAAGCCAUGGAAGACGCAUUGGAUGUUCUUCCCGAAAUAGUUCGCAAACCGGAACAGUCACUUCCGGGUUUGCGGCGUUUGGGAGCCAAAACAUUCAAGAACUAAGCUGUUUGAAAACCAAGGUACAACUGUACUCUAAUUUUCUUUAUGUUCCUUGUUAUGACUUCUAACACCAGGACACACACAUCUGUUAUGCAUGUUAGUUAAUGACAGUGCACUAAGAAACAUUUCUGGAAAUACUAGGCUUUUUUAAAAAACCAAAAACAAUUGUCUCUUAGGUGUGAGUGAGGUGGACUAUAGCCUCUAUCCAAGCCGAAAACUGCAAGAGCAGUGGCUGAGAUCUUACCUGGAAGCCUACAAGGAGUAUAAAGGAUUUGGGACAGAUGUGACUGAGAAAGAGGUUGAGGUGCUUUACGUCCAAGUCAACCAGUUUGCUCUGGUAAGUUUAAGAUUUCUUUGGCUUAAUUUCAGAUAAACUCUUUCAAUUUAGGUAGUACAGUGGUACCUCGGGUUACAUACACUUCGGGUUACAGACUCCACUAACCCAGAAAUAUUACCUCAGGUUAAGAACUUUGCUUCAGGAUGAGAACAGAAAUCUUGCUCCGGCGGCGCAGCGGCAGCAGGAGGCCCCAUUAGCUAAAAUGGUGCUUCAGGUUAAGAACAGUUUCAGGUUAAGAACGCACCUCCGGAAUGAAUUAAGUACUUAACCCGAGGUACCACUGUACACACACACACACACACACACAGAGAGAGAGAGAGAGAGAGAGGAACCUCUGUUUUCAAACGUAAUCCAUUCCAGAAGACCGUUCAACUUCUGAAACGGUCGAAAACCGAGGAUCAAAGGGCUGUUGGCAAAGUCUGUGGUGAAAAUUGAGAAAUGCGCCUAUGAAGCCGUUUGAAAACGGGAAGAAUUCACUUCUGGGUUUUUGGUGUUUGGCUUCCAAAACAUUUGGCAGCCAAGACAUUAAAAAACCAAGGUUCCACUGUACUGUAUUUACGCGAAUCUAAUGCGCACCCUAAUUUUUGCGAUGUAAUUUGGCCAAAAAAUGCAUUACAUUCGAGUAAUUACGGUAAUACAUACACGUAGUAUGAAUGUUACAUAAUGCUUCUACAGAUCUUUUGGGUUGGCAGCUGUUUUGCACACAAAUGAGUGGCUUAGAGUUGUCUCUAGAUCGUUGAAAUGUGAAAUAAAAUAUUCUUGGGCCAUCUCACUGCUACAUGAGACAAGAUCCAGGAAAGGCCACAGGAAUCUGCAAAAGGAAAAUACUAUACAGCGAAACCUAAUCUGUUGGGAUAUGUAUUUGUGUCCUGACAUCAUUGUUGUAAACGUCACGGUUGUUGGGGGAAUAUUCUUCCCUGCGCAAGAACACUUAAUGGGCUGAAUGCAACUAAGAGAACACACUUGCCUUUCUUUGAUUCAUGUUCAGGCUGCUUGGCAUAAAGCUCUGGGUGUGGAGGUGGGCUCCUCCAGCUUAUUCAUAAAAGGGUAGUGACUGAAGGCAGGAAGUGCACAAGAAAGUUGAGGAAGAGUUGCCUUGAAGCCCUCAGCUGCACUCUUGUUUCCUUCAUCUGAGAUGGUUCUCUUCAGCCUUGGCCUUUAAAUGCUCUCAUCUGUUGCUUGCAUCCCAUUUUUACCUGGCGUCCUUCCCUGUGUUUCUCUCCUGAAGGUCUCUAGCAACAGCCUCUUUUCUCCUGUGUCUUUUGCAGUAGGGACGCAUUAGCAGUAGGGUAAAUUAUAGCUGUGGUUUAAUGUUUAACAUACACCCACAAACCACUUGUGUCACACAGUAACUGAGUAAGUUGGAAGUGGAUUUUCCCCCCAAGGUGGCAUUCCAUUGGUAGUUGUAAGUCAUGGUUUUGAUUUUGUUGUUUGCAACCUUGAAAUUGUUCGCUGUAAGGCUACUUGGUUAAAAAUUAAUAUAUUGGUAUUGCUUGCUGCCUUGUGUUCCUUGAAAUACAGGGUGGGAUUAAAAUCUAAUAAUGUUAUAUUUUGGGGCGUUUAAAAAUCAGAGGACUCCUUUCAGUUCCUUUGAGGAGGAAGGGAGAUGGUGAAAUCAUUGGUAAAUUUAUCAAACUCAGAUACCCUGAAAUCCAAUAAGACAAGGCUAUGUUAAGUGUUCAAGAGUUCUUGUGUUGCAAUGCAUAGCUAGUCAAUUAACAGCAAGUCCGUUCUAACAGUGCUAAUGAGUUAGUAGCAUAACUUUCUUGUUACGGACAUAAAGUGUGUGUUAACCCUCAUUGUGUGUUUUUUUUGUGUAGGCCUCUCACUUCUUCUGGGGAUUGUGGGCCCUGAUUCAAGCCAAAUACUCCACAAUUGACUUCGAUUUUCUUGGGUAGGUAACUUAGUCUACAAGUGUUUCUGUUGCCUGUGAACCUCUGACUAGUGCUGCUUCUGUAAAGAGGACUAUCAGGUUUGACAUGCAGAAUUUUGAAGUGCUGUUUCUGAAAUAUAACUAGUUUUGUUUUCUUGUACUGUAGAGUGUUUAAGACGAAUAGCUACCCACAGUUUAACUGCCUAAUUGUUUAAAGUAAAAUUUCCUACUACCAAAGGUGGUGGUAGUUGGUAUAUCAAACUGGUUGAUAUAUAGGUGACUAUAAUUGGAUUGGGAUGUGGGUAGCGCUGUGGUCUAAACCCCAGAGCCUAGGGCUUGCUGAUCGGAAGGUCAGCGGUUUGAAUCCCCGUGACAGGGUGAACUCCCGUUGCUCAGUCCCAGCUCCUGCCCACCUAGCACUUCAAAAGCACGUCGAAGUGCAAUAAAUAGGUACCGCUCUGGUGGGAAGGUAAACAGCGUUUCUGUGCGCUGCUCUGGUUCACUAGAAGCAGCUUAGUCAUGCUGGCCACAUGACCCAGAAGCUGUACGCCGGCUCCCUCGGCCUAUAGUGCGAGAUGAGCACCGCAACCCCAGAGUCGGCCACGACAACCUAACAGUCAGGUUACCUUUACCUUUACUUUUAUAAUUGGAUUUGCUCACUUUUGUUCUAUAUCCUUUGUGUGCUACUCUUCUUCAAAUUGGAAUUUAGAAAUUUUGGUUCUGCCUUUUACAGUAUUCUGUAACAGUGACCAAUAUUAACUAUUUUGGUUUAUAAAAAAACAAUGCUCCGUGUGCUGGAAGCAAUUUUUAAUACUUUCUUGCAUUCCUGUCAGUCGCUGAACAUCCAAAACACCCUUUUAAAAAAUGUACUGAACUUAGCCCCCACAAAUUAGAACUGACCCCUCUCCAGUUAAUCAGCUAAACCAAGAUUAAUCUCAGUAGAUUAAUUUUUUAAGAGUUGCUAUAGCAUACUAGGAGCCUUGAGGAAGUCCUUGUUUUGAAUCUUGCCUUUACCAUGAACUCUGUAGGUGACCUAACAUGUGACACUUAGCUUUGCAUCUGCAGCAUAGGGCUAACAGUACUAAUUAAGGUUUAUGGGGUGGUUAGGAUUACAACAGGGACGCGGGUGGCACUGUGGGUUAAACCAAAGAGCCUAGGACUUGCCGAUCAGAAGGUCGGCAGUUCGAAUCCCUGCAAUGGGGUGAGCUCCCGUUGCUCGGUCCCUGCUCCUGCCAACCUAGCAGUUCGAAAGCACGUCAAAGUGCAAGUAGAUAAAUAGGUACCACUCCGGCGGGAAGGUAAAUGGCGUUUCCGUGUGCUGCUCUGGUUCACCAGAAGCAGCUUAGUCAUGCUGGCCACAUGACCCGGAAGCUGUACGCCGGCUCCCUCAGCCAAUAAAGCGUGAUGAGCGCCGCAACCCCAGAGUCGGUCACGACUGGACCUAAUGGUCAGGGGUCCCUUUACCUUUUAGGAUUACAACAAGGCAAUGUAUAUGAACUGUGUUCUUAAGCACACCUGCUAUUAGGUAAAUCAUGUUGAACUUACCGGGACUUUUGAGUAACCAUGCUUAAGAUUGCAUUGUGCGAACUCUGUGUAAAUGCCAGUUAAAUAAGCAUUUAUCAAAACCUGCAGCUCCAGUGUUUUGCCGUUACAGAGUAGGGGCCGUGGUGCUAUCUGGGUUGAAUUUAUUAGCCUAAGUAGUUGUUUUGUGCUUGAAAUGUCUCAAAAAGGAAACCUGAAUCCACCAACCCCUGAAUGAAGCAUUAUGGCCUGACUUCCAUUUUGGCAUGAAAUACCUUUUAGCUACUUACCCGCAUAUGACAACUAAGUUUCUCAAAUAUGCAAGGCAUUCUAUAACCACUAGAUGGCAGGAAAAACUAAAGUUAACUGCAAAAAGCUUGUAAGUAGAGUCAUGUUAAUUGUGCCACAAAGGCAGUAAGACAUGAUUUAACAUUUUUUAUUUCCUCUAAUAGGUAUGCAAUUGUUCGCUUCAAUCAGUACUUCAAAAUGAAAAAUGAAGUCAUGACAUUAAAACUUCCUGAGUAACAACUGAGAGCUUCAGUUAUCUACAUCUGGAUCAGAUUAUUCCUUAAAGUUUUUUUUUUCAUCCGAGUACAGAUAAUGGAAAAAGCUAAACAUUUGUUAGUUUUGUAUCGUUCCUAUGGUGGUUUUUUGCUUUUCAUUGCCUCUAAACAACAAUCUCUUAAUGUUAAACCUAAAAUGAGGAUCUUACUGCUGUUGUAGAAGGAAUAGAAGCAUUAGAUUUAUAAAGCAUAGGGAGAGCAAAUUUAAUCUUUUCUCUUGUAAUUUUUAACGUGAAAUGUGAAUUAUUUAUUAUGAAUUUAACAUUCCAUUGCUGCUUUUCAUCAGUUCUCUUCAAAGGAGGGGGUGUGGGCUCUGAUACUGUGAAGGACUUCGUACAUCUUAUGUUACAUUGACAUUAACUUAAGAGCAACUUCAGUGCUCUUGCAGACUGUGUGCAAAACCUGUACAUGAACAGAAGCAGUUUGCAUUAAAGUGCAAUUCAUUGGUGCUGACUUGGGUUGCUAGGAGAGGAUGGGAGGUAAUUCCCAUGCUGAUAUUUCUCCAAGCUCUACCUCAGUACUGUGAAAAAAGACUGGACAUCCUUCUUACGUAACAUACAGAUGAAUUUUUUUUACAGAGGUCUGCUCGCUCAUGAAGAAAAACAUGCCACCACAUAGUUACUGUAGAUGCUUUCAUCCUGUUGGAGGCAGCUUCUAGCUUCAAAUGCAAGCUUUAAAUGACCACUGUUCCAGAGUGUCAUUGUCAUUCCCCUCCCUUAAAAAAUGAUUUAUUCCCCACCCCCCCAAAAAACUCUUUGAACGCUUUGGCAUGUAGUCUAGGGACUAUACAUGUUCAUAAGAGACGCAAAAAGGAGCUAACAGGACAAGCCGCCGAGCAGUCCUGUAGCGUUUGGGAGCAAAACUCUGCCAUGUUUCGUUGAUAAUCUGUUCUUACCCUGCUUCCUUUUCGGUCAUUAGAUCUGUUAUUUGGUAGGUUGCCUCCUUUGCUUUGCUGGAUGGUGGCAAGCUUGUGGCCAGCACAAAGCCGCGAAGUUACAAGAUCAUUCUUGAAAUAGAUGGCGUUUGAAGAGUGAGGAUUUGAUCACAAUCACGUUUCUUUCCUUUUCUUUCGAAAGCUAUCCUACCCAAGAAUGGUUUGAAUUUCAGAAAUGUGAAAUGAAAAACAAAUGUUUACUUAGCUGACGCGCUGUGUGUGUGUGUGUGUGUGUGUGUGUCUUCGAAGGUAGGGUAAAAGGCUUUAAACUUUGAAAGUCACUGCAUUGAGUUGAAUUGCCACACAGUCAACUCUGUUAGUCUGAAACACUUCACUUUGGCCACUUAAGUGCCCAUUUGUACAAAGUCUGUGUUCAUACGCAGUAUAUGUAAACCCAAAUAAACCUUAAGAAAUAUUACGGGGAGCCUGUUGCACAGACUCAGCAAGGAUAUUUAUUCAGAAUUAUUUUAUAGUACUCUGUAAAUUAAACAUUGGCUAAAAUAAGCCUGGCUUGUUUAAUGAUACAUACAGCAAUUAACAAGGAUGAAAAGUUCACCCCAAAGAUCACUGAAUGAUUUUUCUGUUUCUUUCUGUAAAUAAUCUCAUGGUUUUACACAUUUUGAGGUGUCUAAUUAUCUCGUUUCUAAAGCCACAAUCUUCAAAUGCCCUGCUGGGGGGUAGUUCCAUUGGACAGUGGAACUAAUCACUAGGCAGUAGGCUGCAUUCAAAUCUAGUCACUAUUAAAACUUUUUAAUACUAGUGGAUUAUGAUAUCUAUACUUUCUAAUAAGUUUUUUUUAAGCACUUAUUGAUAUACUUUCUUAAAUUGGGCAGCUUCUCUUGAUGUUCAGUGUUGACCUAACUAGUUAGAGGAAAGUGUAAUUUAUCAGGUCAAGGAUGUUGCUGGAGCUCUAGAAAAAGUCAGCACAGAGUAAAUCUCUCUUGCAAAAACUGAAUUUCUUUACCAAGGUCUGGUCCUCCUUGCUUUUUCGUAGUCUUUAAUGGCAUCUUAUUCUAAAAUCAUUAGUCUUGGGUACAGGAUGAAUUAAAUUAAAAUUAAAUUACUAUUUUUGAAAACCUUAAUGUUUUUCAACAAAGUGUACAAGGCUUUUAAAGCAAAAAUUGCCAUACAUUGUUGGAUGCAGGAACUAGUUCUUCCCACUCACAGAUUUUAAGAAAUACUUGUUAAUGGCUACUUUUGAAAUUGGCGAGACAGAUCACAGUGUUCUCUCAGAGGGCUUGUUGCAUCUGCUGGAAGACAGUUGAGCUCUUCGUUUUUCUGGGUAGUAAAGAAUGACCCAGGCUGCCUCCAUUCUUGACAAAUACUGAGUUCUAUAGAAGAGAUAAGUGGCUGGUUGUAUUUCUGCCUUGUGUUACUAUAUUUGCUAGACCUCACUAUGUGACCGAGGCAGGAGCAAAGAAUUGUGGGAGGCAGGCUGAAUCUCAAUUUUUUCCUCCUGCCUUGAGGGAACAGUUCAUUUCCCCCCGGUCUCCCUGUUUCUUCUCCAGUUUUCAUGAAACUUAUUUUUAGACCUUGGUGUCCACUCUUGCGAUGUGCGAUCUCACAGGUGGGCAUCAUCCAACUGUGUGGAUUUCUUCUUUGGUAUUCGAUAUUUUGGCUGACUUGAUGAAUUUUUUCUAUGCCCCUCUAUAGUUGCUGCUGUACAAAGCGGACAAAAAGCAGUAUUGUGAAUCAUCCUAUAAUCAGCAUUUCCAGUAGUAGCAAAUUAAAGUAUCAUCAGGCAGCAAUAUAUAUUUCCCAGAUGUUAAAGGCAAGCACAUCCCUGGUGAAUAAAAAUGCUUCUCUGGUGAUUGCUUUUUUCCAAAAUCUGUGUACAUCUCCAAGGUAGCUGCUGAUCACAAGGAUGUCAAAUCAUAAGAAAGAGGCGCUAACUACAUUCCCAUUAUUUUCAUUUUUGCUGUUGUAAGGUCAUUAAGUGAUAUGAAGCUGGUCUGUGCCAUUGCAUUUGGCAUGUUCCAGGUUGAACAGGGAAAUGGAACACCCACUAAUUUAACUCCAUAAAAGCAUUGAUAAAAUAACAAGUAGGGAGAGCCUAUUCUUUGUGAAACACUACUUUGAGGGGGAAAAAGGUCUACUUGGUAUGGCAUCUUCUGCAUCAUGGAUUUAGACUAUUAAAAUAAUUCUGACACAGGCCUUGUACAAAUGUAAUGGUGCCAUGGAGAGAAAAUUGGUUCUCAUUUUCUAAACUAGCUCUUUGCCUCUUUAACACGACACUGUCUUGUCCUGUUCUAAUCUCAGUUAGAAGGGUGGUGGUCUUGUCAUUAAAUUAGAACUGCCCUCCCCCCCCCCCCCGAAAACCCCAAACUUGUUCACAUUUAUCAAGUAUUUGAACUCUUAUUUUUUUCCAGAGCUCUAGAAACAACCUCAUGUAAUUCUGGCUGUGACUUGCCAAAAUCUAUUCUGUUGCCUUCACCGUUAAGCUAUUGAUUCUGAAUGCCGUCACCGACGACACUAAUAAAAUACUGAAAACGUGAAGAGGGUUCUUAGAAGUGGCAUUCAGCCCUGUGUAACAUCACCUGACAGACCGUAGUGGCCUAGUAGCUUUUGUAAAGCAGAAUUGCGUGAUUUUCUUUUCCUUCUUCUACUUCACAGUUUGGCAAUCAGACCAGGUUAAUCAUUAUGCCUGAUUGAUCCAAACAUCAAAGCAUCCUAGGUAAUGAUGGUGAUUUUUAUUUUUUGCAUUGUUUUGAACUCUGGCCUGGGGUUCUCUUGGUGAAUUUUGCGGAUGGCUUAGCGAACUGAUUCACAGUAACCGGAUCUGACUGUGUAUAUACAAUAGUGUAAAUAACCAUUUGUAAAUUAGUGUGAAUUGUAUGGUACCUCGCAUUUAUGAACUCAUGUAUUUCAUUGUACUCUCCUUUUGUAGAAAUUUUGAUGUAUGUAAAGAGAAAUCCGAAAUGUGCUGACCUUAUUGUUAAAUUGACCACAUUCAAAGGGGAAAACGACAUUUGGGAACAAAAUAAUAGUACCAGGAGGUAACCACAUUAGCUUUCAUAAUGCAUCUUUCUCAUUGUGCCCGUGGUGUCUGCUUUCAUGUUCACGCAUUUACUUUGGAGGAAGUAAUCAUUCUGAAAAUGAGUUGGUACAAUAGUUGGCUUUAACUCACAAUGCCUACUGUUCCAGUGGGAAGCAGAUUGGCCAGUUGGAGAGGGAAAUGCUUAUGUGAGGUGAAUUGUGAAGCUCCAUUCCAAGGCCAACUUAAUUCCUAAAAACGUUAUGGUUCAUCAACACAUGGGUCGUUGGCUUUUGCUGAAGAAAAAGCUUGUGCAAGUUGGUUUCAGGACAGAGGCCCUGUGAUGUAAAUGGCAGAAACAUCAGACGGGUCUAAUGCAAUAGAAAAAGGAAACCCUAUAUAUUAUUGCUCUGUGUUCUGACAUGGUUAUAACUUGGUUGCAGGUACUAGAAGCAAAUGAGAUGAAAUAUUUCAUUAAAUUGCUUAGAAGAACUCCAGUUUGCAUCUAAGCUUGCUUAGUUAUUCAUAACGUUUUUUACAAACUGGCACACAUUGAUGUUCUGGGGUAAAAAAUAAAGCCUCAUAUAUAUAUGGAAGGAGAAAUGGUGGCAUCCUUGAAGAUUGUUGACAUUGCAUGUGUUCCGGACUAGCUUUUUCUUUCUGUUGCAGCAAAAUCUGUAAAUAAUUGAUCCCAUUUCUUUGGUAAAACCUUCGUCCAUGCGGACUUGCGUUCGAUUCAGCUGAGCCUAUCUCAAAUAUUUAUUUCACAAUAUUUGAUUCCACCCCACCCCCCAAGCUUGGCCUGAGCAGUUUUAUCUGCUAGUCCCAAGUCCUCUACAUAGUUUACAACUGCCCGUAGUAGAAUGGCAAGCAGUUUUAUUCCUGUUGUAGUUUCAAGCACCUCACAUGUUGGUGCUUUGAACUUGGCACUGUGAAUUAAGGGCAUAAUUGCUGCGUUCAUAUUGAGCCUGGAUUUUUUUUGAUAAUCGCAGUCCUAGAAUAACGAGGAAGACACUCAAAAGUGAUACAGCCAGAUGGUGCCCCAUCAAGCCAGUAUCUUUUUAGUACGUAGACCUCUGGAAUGAGGAAAGUGCAUAUGUCAAUUCCUUGCCAAUGUCCAUGAAAAGAAAAACUUGAUAGGGCAUUUUGUUUUUCCAAAGUGGUUCUACAACCUUAAUAUAUGCUAGCUUGGUGACAGUUUACCAAAAUAUCUGUUACCAACCUUGACUAAGCAAAUAGCAUUAUUCACUGAUAAUCACAUUGUACUAUCUUCUGAUUUCAGUGACAUGUUCCCCUGCUUGCCCCCCCAAAAAACCCCAUUACUGACCACUCUCCCAGAAACACCUUGGUGCCAGCUGUUGUAAAAUUGCUACACAACAUCCAGCUUUUCUCAUGGCAAUAGAAUCAACUUGAUCUCGUGGUGUGCUAGAAGACGAAUAAAUAUAGGGAGUUAAGAUUGUUUGGGAAUCUGCCAUUUUGACAGCCCUUUGGAAGCCAGCCAAUAGUAAUUGAGAAUCUCCUCUAGAUGGUCCUGAGUAAAUUAUUUCAUAUUGCUCUGCAUCUGAACAAUGGCAGUACUAAUUCACAGGUUGGAUUCGAAGGGAUGUGAUAAAGCACUUAAGUCGGGUUGCAAAGCACUGCAAGCCAAAAGUGCCUGUAGCAAAGGUGAUUUCUUAAGGGCAAAAGGAGGAAAUAUUGGAACACUAUUAAAUGCAUCACGGCCGCUGGGGAAAUGAGGGUCAGGAGUAGACCCCAGUCACAAAGUGCCCAUAACUCAGCAAUGUAACUGGCUAGACCUCAAUUUCCAUGCAACAUGGGUGUAAAAAGUUCCUCAUGUUUUCUGGGAUGCCCUUUUUUUAUGCAGCUGCCCAUCUUCAAAGGCCAUGAUAGUUUGGUACUUAACUGUCUCAGCACUGAAAAUAUUCUGGUACCUCAGGUAAUUAAAAAGAGCAUUGAAGGGGUAUUCCCUUGAGGCCCACUGUCCUUAUCUCUGACAACAGCACACCUGGAGCACUUCCUGUAACUUUCUUUGUCCCAUUACACUUCUAAACCUAUGUCUGUGAGUCCAAUCUUGUCCUGUGAAUAUAAUGGGUUUGCCUGUCUAAGGAAAGGAGAAAAGUAACCUCAUCUGUAUGUUAUGAAUGGAAUUAAAUUGUGCAUUCUGUUCAUUGGCUUGUACUGGAGUGAAAUGUAUUUCUUUUUAAGCUAAGCAUUGUUGGAGCUAUGUAACAAGGCCUUUUACUAUUGAUUUCAAUGAAGGAAUGUAUCUUGCAAAGAGAUUUAUAUUAUGUAAAUAAUUCAAAAUUGGUUGUAACAAUAAAGCUGGUUUCUAACUGCAGUGA